This is a messenger RNA of Fukomys damarensis (Damara mole-rat), 1477 nucleotides long. It is a transcript of the gene Fsaf1, whose product is annotated as chromosome unknown C1orf131 homolog. The coding region runs from base 12 to 1001 and encodes 329 amino acids. The record is from RefSeq and is a predicted model, not a curated record. The transcript has 7 exons. Lineage: Eukaryota; Metazoa; Chordata; Mammalia; Rodentia; Bathyergidae.
AACUGUGAUCUAUGCUCCCCCCUAUGGCGCGGGAGAGGGUGUCGGGGCCAGGUUGUGAGGCAGCUGAGCACACUGAGAACCUCUUGGACGCCCUGUUGCAGACUCUGUACGACGUGGGAGAGAAAGAUGAUGAAACGGAACAGAAGAGAAUCAGAAAGAAGAGAGACAAUAGGAAGAGAGAUGGGGUUGCAGUAGCUGUGGCAGCAGAGAGAACCCUGCCUGGUUCUCUCACAAGAGGCCAGAAGAAGAGCACUUCCAGCUUUUUCAGGGAGCUCAGAGAGGAGCUCUGUGCUCCUGUGGUCACCUCCCACAGUCCCCCUUCAGGAGCAGAAGUCUCCACUACUACAGGAUCACCCUCUCCCCUGCAGAACAACAGGGAGCAAGUGGAAGUGGUACAAUUUCACAGCAGAAAUAAAAAGAGAAAACUGAAGCCAGAUCAAGAUGAGUGUGCAAAGACAAAAACUAUUAUCCAAGAGAAAGACACAAGUAUUCAAGAAUUUAACCUAGAAAAGGCUCGGUUGGAAGUACACCGGUUUGGGAUCACGGGCUACGGGAAAGGAAGAGAAAGAGUCCUGGAACGGGAACGAGCCAUCAUGCUGGGUGCUAAGCCUCCCAAAAACAGUUACAUGAACUACAAGGUUUUGCAGGAGCAAAUCAAAGAAAAAAAGGCAGCAAAGGAAGAAGAGAAGAGAGCGGUAGGUGUAAUAUACUGGAGUCUGUUCUUUAUUCUGGUCAGUAGAACAGAGAGAUGGAUGCACCCAGCCACAGUGACAUGCUGGAGGCUACUACCUACAAAGAAAUCGGCACAGAGUUGCAUGGCAAAUUCCCUGCACUUCACGUCAGCCGCAUUUUGUAAUACCAGGCCCAGGAUGCAGAUAUUUUCAAGAAAAAGAAGAGGAGAGGACAAGAAGAUAGGAAACCCAAAAAGAAGAAGUCAGCUCCCAGUAUUUUGUCAAGUGGACAGGUUGGACAGGUCGGAAAAUUCAAAAAUGGGACCUUAAUUCUGAGCCCAUUUGAUAUCAAGAAAAUAAAUUCUUCCAGAGUGGCUAAAUGAAGUACUUUGUCAGAUAAAAAGGGCAAUGACACUGGUCCUGGCCAGACUUGCAGUCUUGCGUGUGUCUCGUGCUGCCUCCUCGGUUGAGGAGGACCAGACAAGCCUGCGGAGCUGCGCUGCUCACCGAGUAAAUGGGCCUCACUUUCAUUUCCAGCACUGAUGCUGGGCACGUUUGCCUGUCAUACCAUUUUCCAUAAUUUUACUGUCAUAAAUAAAUGCUAGUAAUUAACAUUAAAUUAUUUUUAAUACUUGUAAUGACUUAAUGUUAUUGGCUCAUGAAAGAACUAAGAGCAUGUUUUAUUUUUUGGAGAAGAAGUUUUAAUUUUAAGCCUAUUUGUAUAAAAUGUACUUUUUCUGAACUUGUAUAAAUAAACACAGCUUUUAUAGUAUAUAUGGGUGCUCUACCACUGAGGUGCAUCCAGU